Dendronephthya gigantea is the source of this 969-nucleotide messenger RNA. RefSeq names its product ribonuclease inhibitor-like. Bases 1 to 969 code for a protein of 322 amino acids. Gene Ontology annotation, molecular function: protein binding. The record is from RefSeq and is a predicted model, not a curated record. The transcript has 2 exons. NCBI's taxonomy places the organism in Eukaryota, Metazoa, Cnidaria, Anthozoa, Malacalcyonacea, Nephtheidae.
AUGACGAACAUUGCUAUCCGUGAACUGGCUGAGUUUUUGAAGAAAGAUAACCAUGGCCUGGCGAGGGGCAACAGUGAACUUAUUGAACUAAAUGUAAGUUACAAUGAUGGUUUAUUAACAGCUGAAGCUGCUGAAUAUUUAAGCGAUGCUCUGAAAAGUGACAACUGUAAACUUACUAAACUAGAUGUAAGUAGCAAUGAUUUAACAGCUGACAGUGUUAAAUAUUUAAGUGAAGCUUUGAAGACUGACAGCUGUAAACUUACCAAAUUAGUUAUAAGUGGCAGUGCUUUAACACUUGAAGGUGCUAAAUAUUUGAGUGAGGCUCUGAAGAGUGACAACUGUAAACUUACUGAACUAGAUGUAAGUAGCAAUGAUUUAGCGGCUGACAGUGCUAAAUGUUUAAGUGAUGCCCUGGAGAGUCGCAACUGUAAACUUACUAAACUAGAUGUAAGUGACAAUGUUUUUACAGCUGAAGGUGCUAAAUAUUUAAGCGAUGCUCUGAAGAGUCGCAACUGUGAACUUACUGAACUAGAUGUACAUGACAAUAUGUUUACAGAUAAAGGUGCUGAGUAUUUAGGUAAUGCUCUGAAGAGUCAUAACUGUAAACUUACUAAGCUAGAUGUCCAUGAUAAUGUUUUCACAUAUAAAGGUGCUAAAUAUUUAAGUGAGGCUCUUGAGGAUGACAACUGUAAACUUACUGAGCUAGAUGUAAGUAGCAAUGGUUUAACAGCUGAAGGUGCUAAAUAUUUAAGCGAUGCUCUGAAAAGUGACAACUGUAAACUUACUGAGCUAUAUGUAAGUAGCAAUGGUUUAACAGCUGAAGGUGCUAAAUAUUUAAGUGAUGCUCUGAAAAGUGACAACUGUAAACUUACUGAGCUAUAUGUAAGUGACAAUGGUUUAACAGCUGAAGGUGCUAAAUGUUUAAGAGAUGCAGCUCUGGAGAGUGAUGGCUGUAAACUGUUUUGCUAA